Messenger RNA from Rana temporaria (common frog), 1430 nucleotides. RefSeq names its product olfactory receptor 1509-like. Gene Ontology annotation, molecular function: G protein-coupled receptor activity; olfactory receptor activity. The transcript has a single exon. The coding region runs from base 138 to 1091 and encodes 317 amino acids. Gene Ontology annotation, biological process: G protein-coupled receptor signaling pathway. The record is from RefSeq and is a predicted model, not a curated record. Gene Ontology annotation, cellular component: membrane. Lineage: Eukaryota; Metazoa; Chordata; Amphibia; Anura; Ranidae.
UUCUGCUUAAUGUGAAUUCUUCUGACGAUCUUCCACCAUUGAUGAGUUUUAUUCCAGCUCCUCCGUCACACACGUUCCAUUUUCCGGUAUUCUCGCGUCCUUCUUACCUGGUUUCACUCUCAGUUUCUCUUUCGUAGAUGAAAGUUGAUCCGUCAUAUUUCGGCUCCAACCAAAGCAACAUCCCGGAAUUUUUCCUGUCCGGCAUAUCUUCAGUCUACGAGGUCCGGCUGCUUCUGUUCAUGACGUUUACCGUUGUCUACAUCACCACCAUCUUCGGCAAUGCCAUCAUCGUAUUAGUCAUACAGUUGGACGCUCGUCUGCAGACGCCGAUGUAUUUUUUCCUGACCAACCUUUCCGUUUUGGACAUCUGUUACUCCUCAGUCACCGUCCCCAAAUUGCUCGACGUCCUCCUUGCCGACAACAGGCGACUUCCAUUCGCCGGCUGUAUUUUGCAGAUGUAUUUCUUCCAUGUCCUGGCAAGCUCAGAGAUGUUUCUCCUCACCGCCAUGGCCUACGAUCGUUAUGUGGCAAUAUGCGACCCCUUACGUUAUGCGGUCCUAAUGAGGAGGGCGGUAAGCCUGCCGCUUGCCACCUGUGCCUGGUUGGGUGGGCUCCUCCAUUCCACCUUUCACACCGCCUUCAUUUUGAGGCUUUCCUUCUGUGGACCCAAUCUAAUGGACAACUUUUUCUGUGACGCCACCCCGCUGAUUAAGUUGUCGUGUUCGGAUGCGACGCUUGACGAAAUCCUGCUGACCGUGACGCCGGGAAUUCUGGGUCCCUCCUGCUUUACAAUCGUCCUCCUUUCUUAUGGUUACAUCAUAAGAAGCAUCGUGAAAAUCAAAUCCGGAGAAGGCCGGCGGAAGACCUUUUCCACGUGUGCCUCACAUUUAAUAGUGAUUUCCAUAUUCUACGGCACGGGGAUCAUCGUCUAUCUCCAGCCCAUGUCUGUCUACUCAUCUGCCAAUCGCUUCAUUACCGUUUUCUAUGCCGUCAUCACGCCCAUGUUAAAUCCGAUCAUCUAUACACUGAGGAACAAGGACGUCAAAGGGGCCGUGCAAAAGCUUCUGUUCCAGCAGACCAUUGCACAAUAAAGUGGCAUAAUAAGGACUUUCUGAUUGGCUGUCAAUGAAUAUAGGAUAAUUCAGACGUAUAUGACAUAGGUGUAGAUGAAGGUCAUACGUCGAUGAUGUCACUACUUCAUACAAGCUUUGUUGAUCCACAAACAACAUACACUAUGUCCUUGCCUGAGAAUCGCCCCUUACUGACGCAUUUCACCCCGGUGACAAUCAUAGAGCCUUUCACUGGCACACAAUGUUUCAGCGGUUGAUGACGGGUUUGAUCAUUGGAGGGGUGCUGCUUGGUACAGAUUGUAUGAUAUGUGUGUUAGUCUGAAGAAUACAACUUCCGUAAUCAUGGAUUGGGUGAAAGGA